Canariomyces notabilis is the source of this 1859-nucleotide messenger RNA. RefSeq lists its product as uncharacterized. The record is from RefSeq and is a predicted model, not a curated record. NCBI's taxonomy places the organism in Eukaryota, Fungi, Ascomycota, Sordariomycetes, Sordariales, Chaetomiaceae. Bases 135 to 1541 code for a protein of 468 amino acids. The transcript has a single exon.
AUAAUUCUGGGACGGAAAGCCAUGUGUCUCAUUUGAAGAAGUCAUACAAAAUAUUAAAUUGAGUGUUGAGCUGCAACUUGGAUUGGUAUCUGCUUCGUUCUUAAACUCCGCAUUACACCUGGCCACAAACCACAAUGGUUAAGUCCAGGUUGGAGUUACUUCCCCUCAAUCUGCUGGCCCUCGUAGGUCUCAUUGCUUUGGGCGCAUCGGCAUCAUCAUCACCCUCACCGUCUGCCCGGGAUUCCAAACCUUCACCAUCACCGUCAGCUGAGGUCGAACUCAUAUGCCACACCGACGAUCCAGCAGAAUGCUAUCCCAAAGUCUUUCAAGCGACGGAUGAAUUCCAAGUUGUCCACGAUGAUCAGGACCUACCCUUUGGCCUUCACGUACGCCUAAAUAUCUACACGGGCAAGAAAGAAGCAAAGAUCAACAUCCCGGACGAGCAGAACCCGGCACUUGAAGGCCUCGCCGUCGACUCCUCGGUGGUCCUGGUCGACCGGGAUGAGACGUCCGACAACAGCGGCCAGGUGCGGAUCCCCGCCAAUGCGCCCGCCUAUGACCCAGCAGGCAAGAUCAAGAAGCCGCCCUCGAGCACUCCGGACGAGGGCAACGCCUUUUACAAGUCCCUCACCAUCCUCAAGAAGGGCCUCGACGUGGACGAGGCCCUGGAGAUGCUCGAGGAGAUUUCGCACGACAUCUACUACGGUCUCAAGAUCGCCGAGGACUACGACACAAUCCGCGAGCUUUUUUGUCUGUCCACGGCCCGUUCCCCGUCCUCAUCACCCUCAGACAACAACAGCAACACCAAAAACGACCCGGAGCGCAGCCAUACCCGCGCACGCCUGGCCUCCCUAACCCUCGCCUCGGCGGUGCAGAACAACCCCAAGGCCCUCUCCGAAAUCACACGCCACUGGACGACCCUGGCGGACUACACCUGCCCGUCGCCUAAGCAUCAUCAUCAUCAGAAGCAGGAAGCAGAAGCCUCGCUGGGGGAAAGCACCUUUCACCUGCUUCCGCACUCCCCGACCAGCCCGGGGGUGCUCAAAGCGCGCAUUUCGUCGCUGUCAGGGCUUCUCAAGUCGCCGCUGAUCAGGUCGCACUUUUUGACUGCGCGCGGCCCGUCGCACCUGCUGGAGCUGCUCACCUCACCGCUAUCAUCGCAGCAAUCCAAACAAGAAGAGGAGGAGGAAUGGGGCCCCACCCGUCGUGCGGCGGCGCUGCUGCUGCUCGACAACUUCCUCGACGCGGACAUGGGCGCCGCCGUGGGCGAGUGGCCCACCGCGGGGCAGCUGUCAGACGCCGAGUGCGCAGCAGCAGCCUCUGAGCAACGCCGCCAACGACAAACAGAUGGGAGCGAGUAUGGCGAGAAUGACGAGGGAUGCUGGGAUUGGCGUGUUGCGCGGUUCGCGGAGCGGUACGCAAAGGAUAAGGGCCAUUGGAGCCAUGAGCUGAGGGAUAAGAUCCGGGAGCAGAGGAGGGCGAAUUUGGCACGUUUGAAGGGAGCAGGGGCACAGGAACGGAAGGGGAAAGAGGAGCUGUGAUUUGUGAUUUGAUUGUGAGGGUGAUUGAUUGUGGACAUGAAAAGAAUACCCAUGAAAAUAUCGUACUUAGAAUGUAAAGGUAGAUCUCGGCGUUUGCGGAUUGCGCAUCAUUCUAACCUGUAGUUUAUAUGUAUUUCUUCAUACGACUACAGACUAGUGUACACGGAUAUGUAUUUACAUGGAGCAUGUGAGCCGCGUCGAAUGCUCUGGGAUUCGGCAACUUGGAUGGCUCCCGGAAGCGAUGACACGAUACGAGUAGGCCUAGCCAUGGAUGAGGAUGGUUAACUUGAACCUCCAUAUAGUGUGGCUUCACAGUUC